GGAUCGAAACUUGAAAGAUUAUAAAUUAAAAAGGUAGAAAAAGCCCAAAAUUCUUUUUAAAACUUGAAACUAAUUUAGUUUUGCAACUGCAGAAUCUUUUCUUUUAAAAAGCUUAAAUUUGGUAGCGUAACUAUAAUUCAACGCUUAAGGUUGUGUGUUACUAUUUAACAACGACCAUGUAUUACGACCUUGCAACCAAACCCCCAAACCCAUCUCCCAUUACGGCAACAUCGCCAUCGCCAUCACCCAACUUGACAACACUAUUUAUUGAACCCAGCGGAACCCCACCUACACAACCGCAGAUUGACAUUGUCCGGUACACAUGGGAACGUAUAGCAGAAACGCGGCUAGAAACAGAUGAUCCAAAUAUAUCCCCGGUGCAUGCAUUUUCAUUAGAGUUCUAUGAUGCGCUCUUUCAGGUAAAGCCGUCUUUGCGAGAAUUGUUCCCAAAUAUAUUCCAGCAAGCCAAAGCCUUAGCUGGUAUGAUUUCCUUUAUUACCAGAGCUCCUAGUGUCGUUUGCGAUUCCAAAAAAAACACUCGACGUUCAAGUGAUUCUGAACACUUUUGCAGUAUCGGUAGUGCGUACAUUAAAAAAGACAACAAUGACAACGACAAAACUCUGUCCAAUAUGUGUCCAGCAAUGAAUUCAAAGAACAUCAUGUCCUUGCGUGAAUUAAAUGCGCUGAAACGUCAGAAAAAUACCGCAUCCAAUUUCGCCGAAUUAGUCACUAACACUGCAGCAGCAGAUAAACAGAAGAACUGUUCAUCAACAUCGUUGCCUAAUUCGCUUCUCUAUGUGAAUGAUAUUGAAAGCAGUGCUGAAUAUCAUGACACGUUUCUACAAAAGAUAAGGGAACUGGGAGCAAGACAUUAUUUUUAUCAUACAGAUCCAAAAGACCUGCCAUUAGUGGUACCUGCUGUGCUUCAUGCUCUAAGAACUCGAUUAGGAAGAGAGUAUUUACCGGAAGUUGAAGAAGCGUGGAUUAAGGCACAAGCAUACCUUAUAUACCAUAUGAAAGUUGGCCUAGCCGAAGAAACUGCACUACAGCACGGAGGAAAGAAAAAGUCGGCUUUUGCACAAUUCAAAUCCAGUGUACAUCAUCAUCAAUAUGAUACCAAGACCAACUGUACAAUUCAAUAGCAUGGGAUAGUUAUGUAUAUAAAUUUGAAAUUUAAAAUUUUUCCCUAUGUUAGUAGACCAUUUUAUUAUCACUUGUAAAUGACUCGCUUUAAAUGAUGGUAUAUAUUUCUAUAAAAUUUUGUUAACUAACAAAAGCACGCAUUGAGUAUGAGUAAACGAGUGGAUGUAAAAGUUUUAGGAAAGUGCUGGUAUCGAGGUAUCUUGUGGUAUACAAAAAUCAAAGAUUUGUUAGGGCAAUAAGGAGGCUGAAGAGCGCUAAUAAAAGGACUGGACUAUACGCUGAAAAGCCAGAGGAGCUACCAAUGUGAUUUAGUCAUGCUUGGUUAGUUGUGAUUUGCCGCUUCCUCUUUAGUUAUGGAAAAUAAAAGGGGGUUGGUCGCCGCAGCUUAGAAAUAAAGCUCGCUCCGCAGCAAUUGCCAUUGAAUAAGGUUACUUAUAGCGCUUUUGUCUGU
Molecule: messenger RNA, 1594 nt
Organism: Mycotypha africana
Lineage: Eukaryota; Fungi; Mucoromycota; Mucoromycetes; Mucorales; Mycotyphaceae
Exons: 2
Coding region: 177-1142 (321 amino acids)
Biological process (GO): nitric oxide catabolic process; cellular response to nitrosative stress
Cellular component (GO): intracellular anatomical structure
Molecular function (GO): heme binding; oxygen binding; nitric oxide dioxygenase [NAD(P)H] activity
Source: RefSeq, a predicted model, not a curated record